AUGACGAUCGCACGUAUCAGCUAUGCCGCUAGAAUGUACUUGGACUGUCUCCGCAGCGCCGCCUUAUACAGCCAUCUCUUCUACGGAAGUGAAUCCUCCUGGCUAGAAGGUAACAUCGGUAUCGGCGAGGAGUCGACCAUCUCCCAGCAAUACUGGUUCCUCCGUGACCUCAUGGGUCUGGGCGACUCCUUCGUCUGGAAAGACCUCGACUUCAGCACCGUCGAGCUAGCAGACCACUUGAACCCCGGUAACGCAACAGCAGGACAAUACGACAUCAGCGAGUUCGAGAAGCGCGGUGGAAAAUUCAUCCAUUACCAUGGACUCUCGGAUAGUUAUGUCUCUCCCGGAGCGAGCACGUUCUACUACGACCAGGCGAAGAGCGCUGUGCAGGCGAACGGCGUCGAUGACGUGGAUGAUUUCUAUCGCUUGUUUUUGAUCCCGGGCAUGGAACACUGCUACAACACCCCUACUGACAUGAACGCCCCGUGGUACAUCGCCGGCACGGACCAAGCAUCCACCAUCAACACCUCGACGUGGAGUGUCCCCGAAUAUAGGGACGCCAAGCACGAUGUAGUGUUGGCCAUGAUGGCGUGGGUGGAGAAUGGCACGGCGCCGGAUAGUAUUGUUGCGACGGUGUGGAAGAACACUACCAAUGCUCAGGAAGUGCUUAGGCAGAGACCUAUUUGUCAUUAUCCGUAUCAGGCGAAGUAUACUGGGAAGGGGGAUCCGGAUGAGGCGGAGAAUUGGGAGUGUAAGUUGUUGUAUUAGAUGAUUGUAAGUGGUGGAUUUCUGGGUUCUGGGGUGAGGUGAGAGGGGAUGAUUUUUGUUGAUGUUGUAUUAUUCUAUUGUAUUUUUAGUUACUAAGGGGUGGAUGAUUGUGAGGAUUUUAAUUCCGGGAUAGGUGGAUCUUCGAAUAUAAUGGUCCUACUCCAAGUGGAGUAGGAGGGUAUCAAAGUC
Aspergillus piperis CBS 112811 is the source of this 957-nucleotide messenger RNA. Its product is annotated as tannase-domain-containing protein. The transcript is spliced from 3 exons. NCBI's taxonomy places the organism in Eukaryota, Fungi, Ascomycota, Eurotiomycetes, Eurotiales, Aspergillaceae. The record is from RefSeq and is a predicted model, not a curated record. Bases 1 to 768 code for a protein of 255 amino acids.